CUGAACCAUUCAGAGUCCAAACCACAUCCACACCCAGUAGCAUAUAGUGGCCUAUAAAAGACUCAUAUAUGGUGACAGUUUUAAGACAGCCAAAGGAGAAAUUACGAGAUUAGAUCGACCUCUGUUGGACUGCACACAUCUACGGCAGAAAUAAUCCACUUCUUCAGCCUUUAUGGAGGAAAAUGGAAGUAAUUUCUCUGAAUGUUCAGGAUCACUUCCUCUGAACAGCACCAGAGAACACAAAUUUACAGGUCAUUCAGGUCCUACUGGGAAGAUCCAGGUGUUGGGAGACAUUUUCCUGUUUACAGUUGAUGUGAGUGAAUUUUCUCCAGAGGAUGUUAUUGUCACAUCCUCCAACAACCUAAUAGAGGUCCAUGCAGAGAAGCUGGGGGAGGAUGGCUCGGUCACUAAUAUAUUUUCCCACCGAUGCAAACUGCCAUCAGACGUGGACCCCACAUCUGUGAGCAUGUCCCUGGAGAGCAGUGGGGUCUUGACCGUCAGAGCUCACAGGAUAUUUUAAAAACUAACAUGUCUGUGUAUGAUAUUUAAAUUAAAACAUAUCAAGCCUC
Molecule: messenger RNA, 569 nt
Organism: Amphiprion ocellaris (clown anemonefish)
Lineage: Eukaryota; Metazoa; Chordata; Actinopteri; Pomacentridae
Product: heat shock protein beta-7-like
Exons: 3
Coding region: 173-520 (115 amino acids)
Cellular component (GO): nucleus; cytoplasm
Source: RefSeq, a predicted model, not a curated record